CUUAUCUUACAGCCACCGGGCGCACCGUACAGCGUACCAUCCUGACUGAAUACCUCUGCAGCUGUUCAUUCUAGCUGUAGUGAUCCCGCAGACAAGUCUUCGUGGGCAUUUGAUAUCCACAUUUGAUAUCCACAUUUGAUAUCCACACGAAAAUGUCCGACCCAGCUGACCCGUUCGAGAAUUUUGCAGGAAAACUUCUCAUGCUUUGCGAUGGACAAAGCGCCUGAGUUAAUCAAACUCGUCCUGGAGUAUUACAAGCCGAGCAAGGAAUACGAGAAACUUGCACAGGAGAUAUGCACCCUUCGGGGGGUACAAGAGAGGACUUCAGAGACCAUCAAUACCCUUACUAAGAGCCAAGACAAAUUGAGCCAACGAUUCCAGCUGCUGGCAGAACUGACGACAGCGCAAGAUGACCUGCCUUCAGGGUAUGGGCGACGCCUGCAAGAUCACGUUCACGGCCUUUGGUGUCUAGAGGGCCUCCACCAGGACCUCGACGUCCGUGUGGAGAAGGCAAGGCGUCGUUUUCUGCAUCUGUCUCUUCGUUCGUCUAAUUCCUUCCUCUUGUCUUUUUCUUUGUGUUGGUUUCUAGGUAUACGGUAUAUACAAUCAAACAAAUACAAUUCAAGAAACAAACAGGCACAUGUAUAUUAUAAUACAUGCGUGUUAAUAGCUACUUUCUUUUCUUCUAGGGAAAUGUUUAUUGAUCAGAUCAGCAUUAUGAGGACAGAUCUGAAAACCAGGCAAUGUUCAUUUAUAAACAUUUACAGCAACUUUAUAUGGUUUGCAUCUUCAGGUGGCAGGUGCAGGCAAGGUCACAUGGCGAGCGAGGUCGUCGUUGUCUUGAUCACGGGAGUACUGGAGAACUUCCGGGAGAACUGA
Penaeus vannamei (Pacific white shrimp) is the source of this 879-nucleotide messenger RNA. The record is from RefSeq and is a predicted model, not a curated record. Lineage: Eukaryota; Metazoa; Arthropoda; Malacostraca; Decapoda; Penaeidae.